Molecule: messenger RNA, 1212 nt
Organism: Vicia villosa (hairy vetch)
Lineage: Eukaryota; Viridiplantae; Streptophyta; Magnoliopsida; Fabales; Fabaceae
Product: protein MAIN-LIKE 1-like
Exons: 3
Coding region: 1-1212 (403 amino acids)
Biological process (GO): meristem maintenance; meristem development
Source: RefSeq, a predicted model, not a curated record
AUGCUCCCAAGGCAGAUGGAAGAUUGGUUAGUUGCAUCUGGCCUGUCAUCUUUGCAGCAUACUAGUUUGGCCAGGGUAGAUACGCAUCUAUUAUAUGCUUUUGUUGAGAGAUGGCAUCCUGAAACAUCGUCAUUUCAUAUGCCGUUCGGCGAGAUGACCAUCACGUUAGAUGAUGUUUCAUGCCUUCUUCAUGUACCGGUUAGGGGCGAGCUGGUUGACCCCGGUGUUGUUGUCACCGAUUAUGAUGUUAUCCAUCUAGCUGUAGAGUUGUUUGGUGUUUCACUGAGUGAUGCAACUACAGAGGCUUCUGCUGUAAGGGGUCCUUACUAUAAAUUGGAUUGGUUGAAGCAAGUUUUUGUGCAACAAAGAGCUGCAAAUAACUUUACAGGCGCUAUGAGAGCAUACAUGAUGUUGCUAUUAGGUUGUACUAUUCUUGCCGACAAGACUUUUACUCUUGUCGAGGCAAAAUAUCUACCACUAUUGAGAGAUUUGAAUACUUGUGGAAGAUAUUGCUGGGGGGCAGCUGCACUGGUUACUCUGUACAGAUACUUAGGGGAUGCCUCAUUUUAUUCAUGCAAGCAGCUUGGCGGUUAUGCCUCUCUUCUUCAGUGUUGGAUUCAUGAGUACUUUCCAACUGUUGGAAAGAGAGGUACUUCUGGGUUAUGUGGCAUUGAUAGUCCGAUGGCUAGGGCGAUGAAAUGGGAAUAUAGGCAGGGGACGCAAAAAGUGGCUGACAUCCGAGCUGUGUUAGAUCAGUUGACUCCUCACGAUAUCGUCUGGCGCCCUUUUGAGGACCCUAGGAUGCACCGUCCUUUUGAUGAUAUCUGUUUGUACCGGGGUGGUUUGAAGUGGUAUGGUACUGUAGUUCUAUAUUUACCUGACAGAUGCAUGCGUCAGUUUGGAUACAGACAGUACAUACCGACUGCUCCUCCUAAUGUAGACACACUUGAUGUGGAUGUUGAGUGGGCUACAUAUAUGCAGAGUGUGUUGCAGGAUGAUCAGCCGAUGAAGGUACCAGUGCCUGUCUAUGACGAAGGACCGUCAGACCCGAGAUUAUCAUAUAUAUCUCAUGAGCUUCAUCAUUACUUACAGCGUCAUCAGGCUGUUCCUGAAGACGAACAGUUUCUGGAGAUAUUUAGAGCACUCAGACUUGCACAGGGCGGACCAUUACCUAGGGAAGGUCCAAUUACUUAUGACAAUGAGUCUGAUUGA